Capsella rubella is the source of this 656-nucleotide messenger RNA. Its product is annotated as mediator of RNA polymerase II transcription subunit 22a. Gene Ontology annotation, cellular component: mediator complex. Gene Ontology annotation, molecular function: transcription coregulator activity. The transcript is spliced from 3 exons. The record is from RefSeq and is a predicted model, not a curated record. Gene Ontology annotation, biological process: regulation of transcription by RNA polymerase II. The coding region runs from base 31 to 486 and encodes 151 amino acids. Lineage: Eukaryota; Viridiplantae; Streptophyta; Magnoliopsida; Brassicales; Brassicaceae.
UCUCUUUGUUUCUCUGCAAGACCAGUGGUGAUGGUGAACAAAGGCAGUGGUGCCGGUGGAGGAAGCGGACCUACGGCCGCAGCAGCCGCAGCUGCUUUACAGAAGCAAAAGGCGUUUUUACAGAGAGUAGAGACUGACAUCACAUCCGUCGUUGAUAGCUUCACUCAAAUCGUCAAUGUCGCGAGGGUGAGUGAUCCACCGGUGAAGAACUCGCAAGAAGCACACAUGAUGGAGAUGCGAGCGUCUAGAAUGGUCCAAGCAGCUGAUUCUCUUUUGAAACUCGUAUCGGAACUGAAGCAAACCUCGAUAUUUUCGGGAUUUGCAUCACUAAACGAUCGUGUAGAACAAAGAAUUGAAGAGUUUGAUCAAGAGGCCGAGAAGUCAAAUCGAUUGUUGGCUAUAAUAGCCGAUGCUGUAUCUGCCAGUCUUAAAGAGCUCGAGUCUCACUAUUACUCUUCUGCUCAGAGAUUCACUCUAGACUUUUAGAAGGGGUUUUGGUUACUUUAGUUUAAUCCGAGAAAACAGCAAAUCGUAGGAUCUUCUUCUAAUUUCCCUGUAAAUCUUUAGGCUCUUUCGCUGAACAAAAUCUUAUAGAAUUGGGCAUUUGCCAUUUAACUUUGGAACCAAGUGUUUGUAAUCCAAGAGACAUUUUCUUC